Dermatophagoides farinae (American house dust mite) is the source of this 4204-nucleotide messenger RNA. NCBI's taxonomy places the organism in Eukaryota, Metazoa, Arthropoda, Arachnida, Sarcoptiformes, Pyroglyphidae. The record is from RefSeq and is a predicted model, not a curated record.
GAUACGCUCAUCUGUAUUUUUUGAUACAUGCAUGGCUCAUCUAAAAAUUGUCGACCUCAAACAUUUUGCCAAUAAAUUUUGAAGUUUCGGAAAAUUUUUUGUUAUCUAUUGCCUGUGUUUCGAUCUAAACUUUUGAUGAUAAAUUAGUUCACAAUCGAACGAAUAAAAACAAACUGUUCAUCAUCAACAUCAAAAGUUAUUAUCAAUUCUGUCUGUAUAAUUAAUUUGUGUGACCAAUAAUAACGAAAUGGAAAAUUUUCGUGAUCGAUAUAACAUUGAUAGAUUGAAAUCACUAUAUAAUGAAUAUAGCUUUAAGCCGAUUCCGACUAGAGUAACUUUCAUAGAUGAUAAUUCAUCAUUUGAAUCGGAUCCAAAUUUUCGUCCGCAAACAUUGAAAAUUUCUUAUCAAUUUCGUGAUACGUAUCAAGUGAAAACAUCUUGUUACAAUAAAAUUUAUUGUUGGGAUCAAUCAUCUGGUACCUAUAAAAAUAAAGGAUUGCCGGAAGAACAAUCAGAUGUUUCUCUUCAAGCAACAAGCCUAGAUGGAAAACGAACUGUUUAUCUUAAAUCAAAAUCCGAUUCAAAAAGUUCUAAAUCAGAACAAUUUAUUGUCAUCUAUGAUAAAACUGGUGUAUGCACAACUAUCGAUGUUAAAUCUUUAAAUGAUGAAUUGCAAAUAAUUGAAAAUCUUCAUAUGUCUAGUUUUGUAUUGAAUGAAGAUGGCAAUUAUUUGUUAUGUUUAGCUGAGAUUCAGGACAAAUCAAACAAAGAUGAAAGUCCAUCUGUUUCUAAGGAAUACAAUAUUAAUAGCCAUGAAUACAAACAAUCUUGGGGUGAAAAAUUCAGCACAAUUUAUCAUACUUCAAUUGCUUUAAUCGAUCUGCAGAAAUCGAAAUGUAUCUUAUUGGAUAAAGUUGGCGUUUCAUUGUGUCAGCCAUUCUUUUUUAAAUCCGGUGAUUCAUCAAUUCUUUCAAUUGGAUGUAUUGGAUUCAAAGAAGUGCCCUAUAAAUUGGGAUUGAUCUAUUGUACCAAUCGUGUAAGCUAUUUGUUUGGUGCAAAAGUUGUUCGUGAUCCUUUUGGUUCUACAAAUGUCGAACCUGAAAUCUACUAUGGUGAUUCUGCUGAUCUAUCGAUUCGUUCACCUCGAGUCUAUUAUUCAAAUGGAUACGAUAAUAAGAUUGUUUUUCUUGAAAGUAAUGCCGGAGGAGCUCAUGAUAAAGCCGCACGAUUGCAAUACUUUGAUGUAGAAACUAGAAAAAUUCGGACAAUCAUUGAUGACAAAAUCAAACGAGAAGUAAUCAAAAAAGAAGAUGGCACUGUCAGCUAUUCGGAUAUUGGACCCAUUUUUUCUUCUGGAUUGCCGAAAAAUUGUUUCACAAAAGAUGGAAAAUACAUCUUGUUUGACUCUGAAACACCAUUUUACAGAAAAAGCUUUGCUGUCAAAAUGGAAGACCACUCAGUUCAGAUGUUAGAUUUUGCUGAUUCUACUCAAAUUAUUGAUGUUAACCAUGAUUGGGUUUGUGCUAUUGGAUCAUCAAUCAACCAGCUACCUUUGGUUUAUCUGGGAAAAUUUUCUGAAUCCAAUACUAAAAUGCAAAUCGUAGACGAUCGACAAGUCCGAAUCCUUGAAACAAUAAGUUUUGGAAUGUUUAUGCUUCCCUCCAAACAUUAUGAAAAUAAAUACAUUACAGCAAUAUGGACAUCUCCCAAAGAAAUGGUGAAUAAAUCUGGCCCAAUUGUGAUUAUACCACACGGUGGACCACAUUCGCAUUAUGCCUGCACUUAUCUUCAAUCUGUAGCACUUUAUAAUGAGCUUGGCCUCAAAACUUGUCUAGUUAAUUAUGUUGGCUCUACUGGUAUUGAUCAAGAAUAUGUGGAAGCACUUCUAGGAAAUGUUGGUACUAGCGAUGUUCAAGAUCUUCUCGAUGUUAUUCAAUAUAUGAUCACCAAUCAUCAUGCCGACAAAGAUCGAAUCAUUUUAAAUGGUGGGUCUCAUGGUGGAUUUUUAGUCACAAAUAUCUCUGGUCAACAUCCCGAAAUGAAUUUCUUAGCUUGUAUUGCUCGAAAUCCUGUUAUCGAUAUUUCAAUAAUGGUUGGCAUUACAGACAUUCCAGAUUGGAAUGUCGUCGAAGCGUUGGGUGUAAAAGAAUUUCGAUCAUUAAGUGAAAUAUAUCCUCGUAAUGUAGAUGAAAUGUCCCAAAUGUACAGUAAAUCGCCUUUGGCACACAUUGCCAAAGUUAAAGUGCCUACCCUAUUGUUGUUAGGGAAAGAAGAUCUACGGGUGCCUUUUCCUCCCGGAUUGCUAUAUCAUCGUUACUUAAAGCCCGCGGAAUUGAAACUCGUUGCUUGGUAUAUGAUGAUGUGCAUUAUUUUUGCACUUAUAUUGAACAUUUGUUUCAUCAGCUCUUUUGGAGCCGGUGAAGAAUAUGCUCCAAUCGUUGAUAUUCGUCAUGGUAAAAUUCGUGGAAUUGUCCGAACAAUUGGCGAUAAAAAAGUUUAUCUUUACCAAGGGUUUCGCUUCGGUGAGGCCAAACGUUUUGAGAAACCUACCAUGGUAACAUCAUGGCCUGGCGACAUUUACAAUGCAACAAAAGUAGGCAAUUCAUGCGUACAAUUUAUGAAUCAAUUUGUACUAGAAAACGUAACAAAUGAAAGUGAAGAUUGCUUUUUCUUAAAUGUUUAUAAACCGGUCACAAAUAAUGGGAAAUUAUUGCCAGUAAUGGUAUGGAUUUAUGGUGGUGGUUUUCAAGGUGGUUCCAUAUUUCUUUCAUUUUAUGAUAGCACUUAUUUAGCAUCUUAUGGUGAAGUUAUUGUUGUUGCCAUAAACUAUCGUAUUGGACCAUUUGGAUUUUUAUAUGGCGAUAAUGAACAUACUCCAGGGAAUCUUGGUUUUCACGAUCAAUUGCUUGGAUUGAAAUGGGUUCAAGAAAAUAUCGAAAAUUUUGGUGGUGAUCCUAAUAAAGUGACAAUUUUUGGCGAAUCUGCUGGAUCAAUGUCUGCGUCAGCAUUAGUUCAAUCGCCAAUAGCUAGAGGCUUAUUUCAUAGAGCUAUCAUGCAAUCCGGCUCCUUAUAUUUAUCCUAUCCAUUUUUACGUGAUAAUAAACAAAUGGCUCUAAGAAAAACGAAAAAACUUUGUGAAAAAUUGGAUUGUAAAAAUGAAAACAUUGAACAAGCAUUAGCUUGUUUGAAGACUAAAUCAACCGAAGAAAUAAAAAAUGCCGCAUUAGGUGAUGGAAAAGAAAUGAUGGCAAACGAAUUAUUUCAACCAAUCAUUGGUGAUGAUGUUUUACCCUAUGAUGUUGUUCAUUUCAAAAAGAAUUCUAAUCACGUAGACUUACUUUUCGGUGCAACUCAUGAUGAAGGAAGCAUGAUGGUCUUGAUAUAUUUUCCGGAAUUAAUGGAUGACAAAACGAUUCUUACAUUAAAACAAGUCCAUGAGAAAAUAUUGAGUAUGACCAGACAAAUGAAUAUGACAAAAUCAAAUGAAAUUAUUAAUUAUUACACAAACAAUUUGAAUGUUUCUAAUGUCAAUGAAGUUCGGAUAAUGUUCGGAAAUUUAUUUAGCGAUCUCUCCUUGUUGUGUCCAACAAUGUUAUUCGGCCAAAGAAUAGCUCGUAUGUCAGAUAUAAAAAACAAUUUUUACUCCUAUCGUUUAGACCGAAGGGGAAUAGCUGCUGUCAAAAUGGGAUGUUCUUUCGAAUGGAUGGGUGUAUGCCACGGAGCUGAUAUACCGUACGUGUUUCACAGUUCAUCUUUGAAAGAUUCUCCCGAAGAUGUCAAAUUAAGUAAUGAUAUGAUCAGAGCAUGGACAAAUUUUGCUAAAACUGGUCAUCCUGGAAAAAUCGGAUCAAUCGAAUGGCGACAAGUAUAUGAAAAUGGAGAAAAAUCAUCGGCAACAACUAUGCUAUUAAAUGUUGAAUAUAAAAUGGCUGAUGAUGUUUUCAAAGAUUCAUGUGAUGGACUUUGGGAAAAAAUAUUUGAAUUCUACAAUUAAUUAUUAGUCUUCCAGAUGGCAGGGCAAAUAUCAAAAAAAAAAAUCUGCUUCGAAUUCAUUAAAUUUCAUUGAAAAAAAAAUCUACGAAUUAUAAAAUGAUUAUAUGAUAUCUGAACCCGAAUGUAAUCAUUGCUUUAUUAUCAUAUAUUUUUUUCGAAUUUAUUUCCAAAAUUUAUUUGCAACGACAACAACAAAAAAAAAAAUGAGAUU